Messenger RNA from Anoplopoma fimbria (sablefish), 3535 nucleotides. Its product is annotated as sorting nexin-9-like. Gene Ontology annotation, biological process: endocytosis; mitotic cell cycle; plasma membrane tubulation. Gene Ontology annotation, cellular component: cytoplasmic vesicle; plasma membrane. The record is from RefSeq and is a predicted model, not a curated record. NCBI's taxonomy places the organism in Eukaryota, Metazoa, Chordata, Actinopteri, Perciformes, Anoplopomatidae. Gene Ontology annotation, molecular function: phosphatidylinositol binding; protein binding.
CUUUCCGGUUUGUCUGUGCGGUGCAGGUCACUCCCUCCGUGCUGUCAGCAGCUCUGCGCGGUUCAAACUUGCAGUCACACUGAACUAACUUAUCCUCCCGUCUUCUUGCAGGUUUGGACGUUUUAAGUAACUUUUUUUUUUUUUUUUUUUUUUUUUUUUUUUUUUUUUUUUUUUUUUAGAUAUGUGUUAAAGUCUGUGCUGCGGCCGUUCUGUGUUUUAGCUGUAAAGCAGCGGGGGGAAAUGUCCAGCUGAGGAUUGGAAAUCCCGAAAACCGCAGGGCCUGUGUUUGUAAUGAUUGAUCAAUGCUCCGACAAUGGCGCUAAAGGUACAAGUUUUAUAUGACUUCGCUGCUGAGGCUGGAAACAACGAGUUGACAGUGAAAGAAGGAGAAACACUUACUGUCACCAAUCAGAGUAUUGGAGGCGGCUGGAUUGAAGCACAGAACUCCAGAGGGGAGGUUGGACUGGUGCCAGAAGACUACAUCGAGUUCAGUAAGCCGUUACCAUCGUUCCCAGCAACUGCAGCCCCUACUCCGAGUGUAGGAAAUGUUGCAACACCAGACCUGUCCAUCUUUGAUUCCUUCGCUCCGGCAGCAGCACCUGCACAACACCAGGCUAGUAACGGUAAUGAUCCCUGGUCGGUGUGGAACGCGGACCCCUCAGGGGGCUCCAACAAUAACUGGGCGUCCAAUCCAGAGGGCACCCAGACUGGGAAGAGUCCCGCCGACCCAUGGAGCUCCACAUCCCAGGGCCACCCUCAGGCUUACCAGGGCCCAGGAGCGGAGGAUGAUGAGUGGGAUGAUGAGUGGGAUGACAUGAAGUCCACCGGAGGUUACGCCGAGGAAUCUGGAGAGAGUGGCGGGUUGCAGAGGGGAGCUCAUGCGCCUUCAAUGAAAAUCUCCCUGAACAAGUUCCCUGGGUUCUCCAAGUCCGGUCCAGAGCUCUACCUCUUAUGCAAGCAGCUCGCUAAGAGCAAAGAGAAGCUACCAAUCUAUGUAGGAGAAGUUGGUCCGGUGUGGUCUUACCCAGACACUCAGCUUGACUGUGUGGUGGCUGAUCCCAAGAAAGGCUCAAAGAUGUACGGCCUCAAGAGCUACAUCGAGUACCAAAUCACACCCAACACCACAAACCGACCUGUCAAUCACAGAUACAAGCACUUUGAUUGGCUGUAUGAGAGGCUUCUAGACAAAUUUGGGUCAGCCAUCCCCAUCCCGUCUUUACCGGACAAGCAGGUGACAGGGCGAUUUGAGGAGGAGUUUAUUAAGAUGCGUAUGGAGCGGUUGCAGGGCUGGAUGAUCAGGAUGUGCAGGCACCCCGUUAUUUCCAGCAGUGAAGUGUUCCAGAUUUUCCUCACCUACAAGGAUGAGAAGGACUGGAAGACGGGGAAGAGAAAAGCAGAGAAGGACGAGACGGUGGGUGUGAUGAUCUUCUCCACGAUAGAGCCUGAAGCUGCAGAUCUGGAUCUUGUGGAAGUGGAGCAGAAAUGUGAGCAGUUCAGCAGGUUCACCAAAGCCAUGGAUGACGGGGUGAAGGAAAUCCUCACCGUGGGCAACGAGCACUGGAAGAGAUGUACAGGACCGUUGCCAAAGGAGUACCAGAGAAUCGGCAAAGCCUUCCAAAACCUCUCGUCUGUCUUCAACAGCAGCGGAUACCAAGGCGAGGCAACCCUGACUGAUGCCAUGACGGCAGCAGGCAAGACGUAUGAGGAAAUAGCUCAGAUGGUGGCAGAGCAGCCCAAGAAAGACCUCCACUUCGUCAUGGAGACCAACAAUGAAUAUAAGGGUCUUCUCGGAUGCUUCCCUGACACCAUCGGAGUCCAUAAGGCAGCCAUUGACAAAGUGAAGGAGGCAGACAAGCUGGUGGCUGCCAGUAAAAUCACCCCUCAGGACAAAGUCACUAUGGCCAAACGAGUCAGCACCAUGUCGUACUCAUUACAAGCUGAGAUGAACCACUUCCAUAGCAACCGUAUCUAUGACUACAACAGGGUCAUGCAGUUGUACUUGGAAGAGCAAGUCAAGUUUUACGAGACGAUUGCCGCAAAGCUGAGACAAGCGCACAGUCAGUUCACUACAAUGUGAAAGCUACGACCUUCAGUCUCGCACUACGAGACCAGAAGAAUUAAACCAGCUCGACACCCAAAAUGUUCUUCCUUACACCGCGUUCUUUUCCCUCCCUUUAAUUUAAUUUUCACAUUUUCUUUUUUUCCCCCCUUACCUCAUCUCUUCCUUUACUGCUCAUGCCAACAGUCCCAGCUCCUUGUGUUUCUUUUGUCCACCACUCUCAGACGUUUAUGAACAGUUGAGGAGCAUGUGCAGCAGCUGAAAAGGCUUUCACACUUUUUGGGCCGAUAUGACAGCCGACCAAACACAUACACACACGUGUUGCACAACACUCUUUCCUCUGCUCAAUGUCUGCGGUUUGUGAGAUAGGAAGAUAACACCAUAUAUUGUACAUUGCAUUGAGUUACUCUAAUGUGACAAGUUUUGUACAGCUAUAGUUGCCAACAUGCCUGCUCUCACAUUAUAUAUCUACUUAUUUUUAAAGCAAUACUCUGCAGUUCUUUUUCAAUUUUCCAUGUAGAAAACGGUAAAGGAAAGGUUUUACACAUGUUGUCUGCACAGUGAUGUACUGACACCAAAAAACCAAAGCUGUACUCUCCUCUGUCAUUGGGGACUGCAGUGAGGGUGGAUGAUUUCUGAAUGCAGCAUUGUCAACCAAUCAGAGCUUUAUUGUCUAUUCCUCAGCCUGUAUUUUAAUUAUAUUUGCCUCGUAUUAGUGCUGUUAACAUUUGAGAGUCCUAACAUCUUCAGUAAAAGCAGUGGAGUAUUCCUUUUAUGAAUCCGUUGAGUCUUGGUAGAGCUGUCAAAGACAGUGUGUGUCCUCUGUAUGUCCACUGCUGGCAGUCCCUAACCCCCCCCUUCAUCCUGCACUUCCUCAGAGAGCUAACAGGAAGCUCCACCUCCUUCCAGUUUUUCCCCUUUGAGGAAAAUAGAAAUGGUUGCCCCCUCAGGCUGCGUACCUCACUCCUUCGGUUUACAUUUCAGGAGACGACAAAAUGUGGCAUAAAUGUUAUUCAAGUUGGGAUUGAUUAUUUUAAGUGUUAGCGAAAAGUCAAUGAAUUUAAAACCUCCCUUCCUCUCCCUCCCAGUUCUCCCGAAUAAUCUUUGUCCAUUUUUUUUUUUUUUUUUUUUUUGUUAAUCAGAUAAGGUUGUUUUAUAUAAAGAUGUAACGGCAACGUUAGCUGUAAGAAUAUGUACUAAAAGCUUGGGACGGAGCCGUGGAUUACGUCAUGUAUGCAGUUUUGCUUUUCACCACCCAGUUUUCAAUCAGUCUCUAAUCUUGUUCACUUUGUUUUCUUAUCACUUGAUACAUGAAAAAUAUACAUAAAUAUAUAUAUAUAUAUAUAUUCUAUCUACCCUAUCGGGUGCUUCUGGUCAUUGAGAUACUAUUUUAUGUAUAGGAGUAUUUGCAAUGCAGUGUAACUCAAAGAGAAGCAAAAAUUCCGUUUGAUUUAUUAAACAAUGAUUUGUACUCUU